Molecule: messenger RNA, 4381 nt
Organism: Atta colombica
Lineage: Eukaryota; Metazoa; Arthropoda; Insecta; Hymenoptera; Formicidae
Product: leucine-rich repeats and immunoglobulin-like domains protein 3
Exons: 14
Coding region: 244-3099 (951 amino acids)
Molecular function (GO): protein binding
Source: RefSeq, a predicted model, not a curated record
UAGGUCACAGCGUUUCUGAGAGUGAAGCCGAGGAGUUUGUUUUGAAUUGAUAACGACGCGGAUACAUCAGCUCCUCGGUAGUGUUAUGGUAACUUGCCCGGUCGCUGGGCUCGCCGAAUUUGUCCUACGACACCACGGCGAUGAUGCGUCGCAGCAGUGGUGAGCAUUGUCGUACAACCGUCUAGAGUCGGACUCUGAAUCAGUGGUGUGCGUGCGUGUACGUGUGCGUGCGUAUUGUGCGCGAUGUCGUGGUGCUCGGAGAAGCACCAUCACUUUGCGCGACGACUCAAGCGGAAAUGGAAAGUCGUGUUCCUGCUGGUCGCAUGUUGGUUCGCGCUGAGCGUGUCGUCGACCUAUGCCGAGUCGAACGACAAUACAGACCGCUGCCCAGUUGAAUGCUCCUGCCUCGGCAACUUGGUCGCCUGCAACGAGUUGCAGCUGAUCCAGGCGCCCAGCGGACUGCCACCGUGGACUGAGAUCCUAGAAUUAAAGGGUAAUAAUAUUCCUAAUUUGGAAUUUGAUUCAUUGCUUCAUUUAACGGAACUCAAAAAAUUAGAUGUAAGUGCUAACUUCCUCGGAGAUAAUUUUACUAUUGCGUUGUCAGACAUAACACAAUUGCGGGAACUCAGAGUGAAUAAAAAUCGCUUAACACAAGUGCCAGACCUUGUAUUUGUUAAGAAUGUUAUUCAUCUUACAUUAGCCCACAACUUAAUUACUAGUAUAAAUGGGACGGCGUUGUUUAAUCUGCAACAGCUUCAAUAUUUGGAUCUCAGUGGGAAUAAAAUAAGUGUCCUUCAAAGAAAUUCUUUUCUCGCUCCUAAUCGACUUAUGCAUUUGAAUUUAAAUGCAAAUCACAUAAGAGUUAUCGAAAAUGGAAGUUUGGAUAAUCUUACUUCAUUGGAGGAACUUCGCUUGAACAAAAACAAUUUGACACAGCUGAAAGAUAUUUUCAUAAAUCUGGGAAAAUUGCGAAUAUUGGAAGUGAAUAGAAAUAAUCUACAACAAAUACAUGGAUUAAGCCUGAAAAGUUUAUUGAGCCUAAAGGAAUUAUAUCUAAAAAGAAACAAAAUUAAUAAGUUAGACGAUGGAGCUUUCUGGCCACUUAAAGAUUUAGAAUUACUACACCUCGACUUUAAUAUGUUGACUACUAUAAAGAAGGGAGGCUUGUUCGGAUUAGAGAAUUUGAAAAAAUUGACUUUAUCACACAAUCAGAUCUCAAUGAUUGAACCUCAAGCAUGGGAAAUGAGCCAAAAGAUAGUAGAGCUAGACUUGUCACAUAAUGAAUUGAUUUCUAUAGAACGAGGUUCGUUCGAAUCUCUCACGAAGCUUGAGAGACUUAAACUGGAUCAUAAUCAAAUCACAUAUGUGUCGGAUGGAGCAUUCAAUUAUACGACAAACCUUCGUAUCUUGGAACUCAAUUCGAAUCAGAUAUCGUACAUGGUAGAAGAUAUCAAUGGCGCAUUUUUUUCUCCGCUCGGUCAAUUGGUGAAAUUGCGCUUAUCGCACAAUAGAAUAAAAUCCAUAAAUCAAAAUGCUUUUACUGGUUUGAAUCAUGUUGACGAGCUUGACUUACUCGGAAACAAUAUUACGUCGAUUCAAGAAAACGCGUUCCUUUCAAUGUCUAGUCUGAGCAAACUUAAGAUGAAUACCGGAGCCUUAGUUUGCGACUGUGGACUUCAAUGGCUAAGUAUGUGGUUGCGAGAACAUCCAUACAGUGAAGCUCAGCUGCACUGUAAUUAUCCGCAUUGGUUACAGGGCAUGUCGUUAACUCAAUUACAUUAUGCAAAUUUUACUUGUGAUGAAUAUCCAAAACCGCGGAUUAUUGAAGAACCUGCGAGUCAAAUGAGCAUCAAAGGAGACGAUGUGAAACUGAUUUGUCGUGCAACUAGUACCGCUGAUACACCGCUCCAUUUCACUUGGAAACAUGAUAAUGUGGAGUUAAGUGAUGUGAAUUUACAAACCCACCUCAGUUCUUCCGAGAGCGGAGUAACCGAGGCAACGUCCAUUUUAUAUCUUACUAACAUUACCCAUGCUAAAGCGGGAAAAUAUCAAUGUAUGGUGUCGAAUACGUAUGGAACUACAUACUCUGCCAAAGCUAAACUAAGCGUGUUGGUUUUCCCAUCGUUCUCCAAAAUUCCGCGUGAUAUACGAGUAAUUGCUGGAAGCACUGCUCGUCUGGAGUGUUCUGCCGAGGGACAACCAUCCCCGCAAAUAGCCUGGCAGAAGGACGGUGGGAACGAUUUCCCAGCUGCGAGGGAAAGACGAAUGCAUAUGAUGCCGACAGACGACGUACUAUUCAUAAUAAACGUGAAAAUGGCCGAUAGUGGAGUUUAUUCGUGCACUGCGCAAAAUCUGGCUGGUGUUAUUGUUGCAAACGCUACUCUUACAAUAUUAAGUAAUGAUACUAUUUUAAAAAAAACACCGUCCUUCGUAAAACCGAUGGAGAAUAAAGAAGUGAUGAUAGGUAGCUCAAUCGUGCUCGAAUGCAUGGCCAGCGGUUCGCCACGUCCGAAGUUAUUGUGGCGCAAGAACGGUAGUCCGCUGCAAACAACGGAACGUCAUUUCUUCACUGCAGAAAAUCAACUUUUGAUCAUUGUUAGUACAAUUGCCAGUGACGAGGGUAUCUACGAGUGCGAGAUGAGUAAUUCACUGGGUAGCGUCGUCGGUGAAUCACAUCUCACAGUCAAGCCAGCCCCGGUUUCCACGCUGAAUGAAUCCGAGAUCCUAGGCAUAAUAAUAAUAACCGUGGUUAUUUGCGCGGUCAUUACUUCCGUGGUCUGGGUGCUCGUGAUUUACAAAACCAGACGGCAAUUGAAUUCCACACAGGACGUCACGCAACCAACGACGACUGUUAUACUAACCAGCGUACCAGAGGUACAAACGCAGCUGUACCUGGACACGAGUUCACAGCACAGUAAAGACAGUGGAACCGGAGACAGCACUAAUCCCAGCAACGAUCAACUACAAUUAUGCUUGCCCGAAGAGGUCGUGAUAAGCUCUGUCAAUAACGAUGAAGAAAUGGGAACUAUAAAUGAUCCUCUCUUGCGUUAUACGAAUCACGAGCGACAUGCGAGUGAAAACGUCGAUAGCGCGGUCUGAAACGAAGAUGCGAGUUGAGCAAGCAGAUUUAACGCUUGUAGCGUUUCUGCAAUGAGUAUUUGUGAACGCGCUAAUUUUUAAAUCAGGAUAUAAAUAUUCUGUAAGUCGUGCACAUUAACGAGCCAUAGUAUUAUGAGGAACAAGGACUUAUCAGUCCCACUGUCAAAAAAGUGACCUAUAGUGGACGUUGAUCCGCCCGACAGUCCAAUGCACAACAGAGUAUUCAUUACUAUUGCAUAAGGAUCAGCGAGUCACGGUAUAAGUACAACAUAAGAAACGAUAGCGAAACACUUAUAUCGUCAUUGUAUUUAUUAUUGUCGCGACUCUCGUUCAAUCGACGUAGAAAUAUCGAGCGAUAUAAAAUGUAAAUAGUUAGAUUAAGGCCCUAUAAAACUAGUAUUAUAGCGCGCAUCGCUUAUUUGGCGUCUCCUGGAAAUGCAAUGCUUGUACAGAUCUAUCUUGCGAACAAUUUUUCGGACAUACAUUAUUCAAGCGAGAACGAAAAUCUGUUACAGAUUUCAUUUUUUUUUUUUUUUUUAUUAGAUGUAUGAAUAUUAUCUGUUUUAAAAUUUGAAAAUUUGAAAUGUCAAGUUAAUGUUCCGCUUAAUUGACUUGCGAAAUGUGGCGCUUGUUGAACAUACCAGAAAAUUGCUUAACAAAUUAUGACGUUAAACACAUUUAAACGCAUUCCGUGUAGCAUGUAUUCAGUAAACAUUUACUCGAUUGCACAAGUGUUGCACCUUUCCUAAAUAGCCAUUGCGACGCGCGCGAGGACAUUGCUAUAUAAACUAUAAAAGCCACUAUAUUAGACCAGCCUUUUGUGAUAGAUAUUUAUUCUAGAGUUAUUGCGUAGGCGGCUAUUUAUGAACGAGAAGAAAAUAUGAGAACAGAAAUAUUGCAUUCUGGAAAAACGCAAUUGUUAACGUGGGUGGAUGUAUAUUUAUGCACCAAAGCGUUGAAUUUAGAUACUUUGUUUUCUCUCUUACUUCGCAGUCGUGCGCGACACCAAAUCGCUAUUCUGGAUUAAUUUAAUUCGUUUACUGAUCAAAAUGUUGCUCACUACUAAUAGAUACAUUGUGUUCCAGAUGUGUAGGAUUUUUAGCUUUCGUAGGCAUUUUCGUUAGUAUUAAUAUUGACUAAGUUGAAACGCAUACAACAUGAGACUUUACGGAUAAUCUUCCACGUACUGUUACGUAUAGUUUAUAGUUGUUUUCAGGGUUUGAGUAGUGUUUAUGUUGGGGAUCUCGAGGUUCUUCAUUAUUACAUAUUAAUAAUUAUGAAA